UGCUUAGAUAUUUGAAGAAGAUUACUUGAAGACUGCUUUUAGAAUCAAAAAGCAUGGAUCCCAGCAGUGACUACCAUUUCCUCAAUCAAAUUUUGUGGAGAAGGGUGAAACUAACAUUGGUUUGUGGCAUCUUUGAGGGAGUGCUCCAGCAUGUGGACCCUAACAAGAUUGUUGUCUUGAAGAAAGUGAAGAAUGUGGAGACUGGUCGAAGUGUCCCAGGAGUGAAGAUGUUUUUUGGGCAUGAGAUUGUGAAUGUGGAACUACUGGAUGAAGUGGAACAAGGUGCAGUGGGAGGAAAAGCAUCCUCUGUUAGUCUAAAUACAGAAAGAACAAGGUUGGAUAAAGUGAAAGAUGAAGACCUAAAUGUAUGUGAGUCUCCUCCUCCUGCUCCUGAGGCACCAACCACCUCUCUCCUGAAUGACCUCAAGUACAGCCCGUCGGAGGAAGAAGAGGUGACAUACACAGUCAUUGAUCAGUUCCAGCAGAAGUUUGGUGCUGCAAUGCUCCACAUUAAGAAGCAGAGUGUCUUGAGUGUGGCUGCAGAAGGAGCUAACGUGUGUCGUCAUGGAAAACUCUGUUGGCUUCAGGUGGCCACAAAUAGCCGUGUCUACUUGUUUGAUAUUUUCCUUCUGGGAAAUCGUGCUUUCAACAAUGGACUUCAGAUGGUAUUAGAAGACAAGAAGAUUUUGAAGGUUAUCCAUGAUUGUCGUUCGCUUUCUGAUUGCCUCUCUCAUCAGUAUGGAAUUUUGCUGAAUAAUGUCUUUGAUACACAGGUAGCAGAUGUCCUUCAAUUUUCCAUGGAAACAGGUGGCUUUCUUCCAAACUGCAUCAGUACUUUACAGGAGAGUUUAAUCAGACACCUUAAAGUAGCCCCUAAAUAUCUCUCCUUUCUAGAAGAGAGACAAAAACUGAUUCAGGAAAAUACAGAAGUGUGGUUCACACGACCUCUUUCACCCUCCUUACUGAAAAUUUUGGCCCUAGAAGCCACCUACCUGCUACCCCUUCGCUUGGUACUCCUGGAUGAGAUGAUGUCUGACCUAACCACCCUGGUGGACAGGUACCUAAACACCUACCGAGAAGGGUCUGCAGACUGGCUGGGAGGCAUGGAGCCUACAUGUAUGGAACUUCCAGAGGAACUGCUGCAACUCAGGGACUUCCAGAAGCAGCGCAGAGAGAGAGCUGCAAAAGAAUAUAGGAUGAAUGCACAGGGACUCCUAAUAAGGACACUGCUACAUCCAAAGAAAUCAGUGACAGAGACAACAAAGAAAGAGGAAAAAGUAAGAGGUUUCUUACUUUGUGAAAAUUCUAGGCUAGAUAAAGCUCCAAGUUUUACAUCUCAUGAGGAUGUAAAUUUGCUGAAAGAAGAAGCUAAGAGUAAACAAACUACAACAGAACCUCCACAUUUCCCUCCCAUAAAGCAAGAAGUCCGUGAGGAUUCCAGUAACAAAGUCAUUUGCCCUGAGUCAGAGGGGUCAGAGGACCAGAGAAUAAAUCAGAAAAAACACCUUAAGCUACCCAAACAGGAAUUUCAAGCAAGUUUAUCUUUGAAAGAGGAGAUAGAACAGUUACUGAUGGUGGAAAACAAAGAAGAUCUAAAACGCACAAAACAAGAUGUUUCAAUGUCUCCUUCCCUUCCUCAGGAAACCAGAGUGUCUCCAAGUGACACCUGUCAUCCUUUUAGAAAAGCUGCACUUCCUACACUUCCUCCCUGUCCAGCUUUGGAGGAGACUGAUUCCUGGAUAAAUUCUUCUGCAAAUCUGCCUUAGAGAUCUGCAAUUUGUUCCUUAGGCCAUAAAGGUGGCUCAUUUCCCCUACCAUCAGGGCUUCCCUCAGUGCUUAAAUGUCUCAUGUUAUAAGUUUAGUUAUGCCUCAAUCCCAGGCUUUAGGGGAAAUUAUAUCCUCUUGCUUUCUCCUGCACUCUUGGAAUUUGAUUAGGAUAGGAACGAGUAAAUUAAAUAAUAGAAG
Molecule: messenger RNA, 1965 nt
Organism: Miniopterus natalensis
Lineage: Eukaryota; Metazoa; Chordata; Mammalia; Chiroptera; Miniopteridae
Gene: EXD1
Product: exonuclease 3'-5' domain containing 1
Biological process (GO): nucleobase-containing compound metabolic process; piRNA processing
Cellular component (GO): PET complex
Molecular function (GO): nucleic acid binding; 3'-5' exonuclease activity
Source: RefSeq, a predicted model, not a curated record